AUUUAGGCCACCACAAUGGUUGGGAGAGGAGCACCACGGGAACCAACUACGAAUGAGAUGUAUUUAUACCUUGGUUCCUUGAAAAAAGGGCUUCAACCUUCAAAAUAUAAAAAGUUUGUCAAUAUCAUGCAAGAUAUUACCUCCCGUGGUACAAGAGUUACUACUCCUAAUGACAUUAAAAGGGUAGAGGAAAUCUUGAAAGAUUACCCGAGGCUGCUUCUUGGUUUCAGUGUCUUAGUUCCCGACCGUGACAGACCCAUCCACUCUGCUGAGGCUAGCAAAGGGUUACGCCAAUUUAAAACCAUUCAAACAAUGGUUGGCAAAAGAAUAUCACCAUCACCAUCACCAGUGCCAACUAUGGAUGAUGCGCUUAUAUUCCUCGUUUCUGUGGAAGAAGCAUUUCAGUAUGAACCUGCAAAUUAUGACAAGUUUGUCAAGAUAAUGCUUUCAGCUCAGAGACUCCGUGAAGCUAGUGCCAUUGCGAAGGUAGAGAAACUCACGAGAGACCACCCGAAUCUUCUUAUGGGGUUCAGUGCCUUCCUUUCAGCUGAUUCUAAGAUCCCGAGGGUCACCAACAAAAGAAAACGUGCCGAGUCUGAUGGAGCGGUUUUUAUGAACAAGCCUAAGACAAGGUCACAGAGCCGUCGUGUUACCUGAUGCAGUAGCGCGC
This is a messenger RNA of Thlaspi arvense, 670 nucleotides long. Lineage: Eukaryota; Viridiplantae; Streptophyta; Magnoliopsida; Brassicales; Brassicaceae. The record is from the annotation of a GenBank genome assembly.